Messenger RNA from Saprolegnia diclina VS20, 1170 nucleotides. RefSeq lists its product as hypothetical. The coding region runs from base 1 to 1134 and encodes 377 amino acids. The transcript has 7 exons. The record is from RefSeq and is a predicted model, not a curated record. NCBI's taxonomy places the organism in Eukaryota, Oomycota, Saprolegniomycetes, Saprolegniales, Saprolegniaceae. Gene Ontology annotation, molecular function: metal ion binding.
AUGGAACCCAUCUCUGUGCAAGGCCAGCUCGUCCAUCAACGCAAGCUCUCGCGCAAGUGCUCCUUCUUCGAUGUCGUUGUCGGUAGCGCGCGUGUCGAAGCAAUUCUCAAGAUCCAAGACGACUUGUCUGUCGACGACGUCAAGGCCCUUCGCAGCCGCCUCGUUCUUGGCGACAUCGUCAAGGUCGAUGGCGUCCUCGAAACGCUGCCCUCAGCAACUCGGCCGUUCAGCGAGUCACCCACAGGCUACCUCUUGCAUGCGCGAGACAUCACUGUGCUAACGCCGUGGAAGGAAGCACAGCCUGGCAAGACCUUUACGCCAGUGCCUGUGACAACAACGACGACAACAGCGACGCAAUCUCUCUCCAAAGAGGCACAAGCUGCCGUGCCGUGCAAGUUUUGGAUCAACACGGGGCGGUGCCACAAGGGCGCCGCGUGUCCUAUGCGCCACGACGACGUCAAGGAGCUGAAGGCGCUUCGGAAGGCAUGGCUCGCCGACCGCUUGCACAAGAAACGACUCGUCGCCCACCAAGCCGACGACCCGACCGAUCCGCACGCCAAGCAGAGCAAGCACAAUCGGGCGGGCAUUUUUGCCAAGUGGCUCGUCGAGACGUUUGGUAUCGAGAUGCUUCAGAGUGGCUCGGGUGUCAUGGACGUUGCCGGUGGACGUGGUGGUGUUUGCUUUGAGCUCUGGCAUCAACACAAGAUCCCAACGACGCUUGUCGACCCGCGGCCCAUGAAGUACACGAAGCGGCAGCACCAGUACCUCCAAGCCCAUGUCGGCGAAGCCCACGUCCCCCAGUGGCUCGAGCUCUUUGAGGAGGCAUCGUAUGUCGGCGCCACGGCGGACGAGACCAAAGUCGAGCACAUGCAUCAUGUGUCGUUGCUCCUUGGGAUGCACCCGGACGAAGCCACCGACGUGAUCGUCGACGUCGCGCUCGCCUUCAACAAACCGUUCGCGAUCGUGCCGUGCUGCGUCUUUGCCGACAAAUUCCCGCACCGGCGGACGCCCAGUGGCGACGCGGUCACCACGUACGACGAGCUCGUCGCGUACCUUGUCGCCAAGCACCCACGCAUCCAAACAACGUUCCUUCCGUUUGACGGGCGGAACCGCGUCGUCUAUUACCAGCCUUAGGCACUCGCUUCGACCUUGGCAUCAACGUCGUUGCUU